Molecule: messenger RNA, 1158 nt
Organism: Argentina anserina (silverweed cinquefoil)
Lineage: Eukaryota; Viridiplantae; Streptophyta; Magnoliopsida; Rosales; Rosaceae
Product: translation initiation factor IF3-4, chloroplastic
Exons: 9
Coding region: 19-858 (279 amino acids)
Biological process (GO): ribosome disassembly; translational initiation
Molecular function (GO): ribosome binding; translation initiation factor activity
Source: RefSeq, a predicted model, not a curated record
UCGCCGUUUUCUGAAGCCAUGGCUGGGAUGCCCACCAGCUUCGCAUCCAAGCCUGCCAUCCUAUCCCGGCCAACCGCCAAAACGACGCCGUUCCCGUUCCCGUUCUCACAGUCCAACCUCUUCGGCCUCCGCUUUAAUAACCUUUACCCGUUUAACUCCAGCUCCUGUAGCUCUCUCUCCUCCGCCGUCAGCAGCCCCGUCACCGCUCGUUUCGGCGGCGGGGGGCCCCGCAGGUCGAGUAAUGACCGCCGGAAGCAGCAGAGCGAUGCCGAGGAUGACGAUAAAGCCCUUGAUAUCUCCACUAUCAGGUCAGCUUCGGUGAGGCUUAUUGAUCAGAAGCAGGAAAUGGUUGGAGUGGUGUCAAAAAGCGAGGCGAUUCGGAUGGCCGAUGAGGCUGACCUUGAUUUGGUAAUAUUGUCUCCAGAUGCAGAUCCUCCUGUUCUCAGGAUUAUGGAUUACAAUAAAUAUCGGUAUGAACAACAAAAGAAGAAAAGAGUGUCCCAAAAGAAAAGUGCAGCCAGUCGCAUGGAUUUAAAGGAACUCAAAAUGGGUUACAACAUUGAUCAACAUGAUUAUUCUGUACGUAUGAGAGCUGCCCAGAAGUUUCUCAAAGAUGGUGAUAAGGUCAAAGUUAUGGUCAACUUGAAGGGUCGGGAAAAUGAGUUCCGAAAUAAAGCUAUCGAGCUUCUCAAACGCUUUCAAAGUGAAAUUGGGGAGCUUGCAACAGAGGAAGCCAAAAGUUUUAGCGACAGAAACAUGUUUAUAGUUUUAGUUCCAAACAAGGCUGUUCUCCAGAAAGCUCAAGAGCCGUCAAAGAAAAAGGAGAACCCUCAAGUGAAUGAAGUGUCAAGUGUCUGAAUGGACUCAAAGUUUCAUGCAGGUUUAACAAAUGUAAAAUUCAGUGCCAUUUCAAAGGAGGAAAAGUAAAAAGAAUCAAGUGGCAUCAUCAUAGUUCUUCAAACUAGGUUGGGUGGGUAUCUCUGAGGUUGUGUAUAUCAUUAGUGUAAUACAUGUAUUAGAGUGUUAACUGUUUUUUUUUUUCAAUCAAGGGCUCAAAAGUUACCAAGUUUUGUAGAUCGUACUUUGAAUAACUUAAUAGUUUCUAUCUGAAGCUAAAUAUAUGUAAUCAAAUAUGUUUUGACAAAAAGAAGGUCAUCC